UGGCCGAGACUUCUUUAAACAAGGCAUAACCAGUAGUUAAAGUUAAAGCUAAAGUUGCAGAGAGAUAUGGACCAUAUGGUCUUCAUUUUGUCCGUCUAAAUCUCAGUUACUGGGAAGGAAGCGAGCGUUUAUCAAAGGGAAAAAUGAAAGAAGAGAGGUGAAGGCUCGUGAGUCGUGACUGGAAACCUUGACGUCAAGAAAAGAACUUGAAUUCCCUUGCAGAUUCUGAAGUCUUACAGCAAGUUAACAAUUCAAUUUAGUCAUUGGUAUUUGCAACACCAAAGAUUAGGAGUGGAAGGCCAACCUGGGAUUACUUACAAUUGUAUUUGGAGGAACAUGAACAGUGGAUCAGCUGCUAAAAUUCGGUUUGUCAGAUGUCCUAAAUGUCGGCAGGUUCUUGUGGAGCCACAAGAUAUUCCAGUCUACAAAUGUGGUGGCUGUGGCACACAUCUUCAAGUGAAAAUUCGAAAAAGUAACCCUGAAGUCGCAACUUCUGGCCUGCAUGAAACAGAUGCUGCUCAGAAAAAUAGAUCAGAUCAUAUUUCUGAAGCUAAGGAAUCCAGCAGCUCAAAUCAUGAAGAAAAUUUUCUUUCCCCUGGGGAAUGUUCUCCAGACCAACUCAAUGGGGGGGAUUGUGCUGCAUCUGGCGAUUUUGAUCUUGAUCAUCUCAGUGGUGCAAACUUACCAGAAGAACUGCAAAGGAGUGGAAGUGAUCGAAAUGGUUCUGGAGAUUUUGAUAGUAAGCAACCUGGAGGUGUGAACUCAUCACACAACCAAAAGAAUGAGAUUGAUAAAAAUGAUCCAGGGGACUCUGAUAAUGAGCAUGUUGUAGGUGUAGGCUCAUCCAAUGAACACCAACAGAAUGGGAGUGGUCAAAAUGAGACUGAGGAUUGUGUUGAUUUGAAGGUAAUAGGCACAAGCUUGUCAAGUGAUGAUCAGGAAACAGGAAAUGAUUCAAAUGAAUCUCCAGAGUGUGAUCAUGAACAGCCUGAAAUUUUCAAUGAAGUUCAAAUCCAACAAAUUGAAUCUGGGGAUUGCAAUGAUGAGCAACUUAGAGGUAUGGGGGUCAUAUCAACUGAAGCACAAAAUGACUGGAGUGAUCGAAAUGAUUCUUCUGAUUGCAAUGUUGAACAGGCUGGGUUUUCCUAUAAAGUUUGUUCGCCUACCAAACUUGAUGAAGAGCAGUCCCAACUGGCGGCAGCAAAACCAAAAGCUGAAGUCAAUGAAGGUGGGAUUCAACAAAAUGAGUCUGGAGCUUUCAGUGAUGAGCAACUUGGAAGUGUGAACUUAUCAACAGAAGCAGAAGAUGACAGGAGUGAUCAAAAUGAUUCCUUGGAUUUCAGCAUUGAACAGGCUGGAAGUGAUGAAAGCUCACCAUUAACAGUCACAAAAGCAGAAUUAGAUGCUCACAGUGAUAGUGAUGGAACUUCCAACGAUGUUUGUUCUCCCACCAGACGUGCUCAUCUCAAGAACAAAGAGCCACCCCCACUAGCAGGAGCAAAAAAAGAAGUUGAAGUGAGUGAUGAAAGCUCACCAUUAACAGUCACAAAAGCAGAAUUAGAUGCUCACAGUGAUAGUGAUGGAACUUCCAACGAUGUUUGUUCUCCCACCAGACGUGCUCAUCUCAAGAACAAAGAGCCACCCCCACUAGCAGGAGCAAAAAAAGAAGUUGAAGUGAGUGAUGAAAGCUCACCAUUAACAGUCACAAAAGCAGAAUUAGAUGCUCACAGUGAUAGUGAUGGAACUUCCAACGAUGUUUGUUCUCCCACCAGACGUGCUCAUCUCAAGAACAAAGAGCCACCCCCACUAGCAGGAGCAAAAAAAGAAGUUGAAGUGAGUGAUGGAAGCUCACCAUUAACAGUCACAAAAGCAGAAUUAGAUGCUCACAGUGAUAGUGAUGGAACUUCCAACGAUGUUUGUUCUCCCACCAGACGUGCUCAUCUCAAGAACGAAGAGCCAUCCCCACUAGCAGCAUCAGAAGUUGAAGUGAGUGAUGGAAGCUCACAAUUAGCAGCCACAAAAGCAGAAUUAGAUGCUCACAGUGAUAGUGAUGGAACUUCCAACGAUGAUUGUUCACUCACCAAACUUGCUCUUCUUGAGAACAAAGAGUUGUCUUCAGUGGAAGGGGAAAAAUCAGAAGCUGGAGCCAGUAAUGAAAGCUCACAAUUAGCAGGAGCAAAAGCAUUACUAGAUGCUUCCAAAGAGAGUGGUUCUGAUUUCAUAAAAUCAAGUAUUGAGAAGUCAGUUGACAAGGAGGGUGCUUCAGUUGUCGCUGCUCAAAGGCCUGCAGGAGAAAGCAUUUCAUCAGACAUUUUUGUAACUUCGCCAAAUGAACAGCUAGAGAAGCUUCAUGAAACAGGUCGCCAUGAUUUUGACCGUGUACAGUGUACAGAUACAUUCAAAACUAUGGAUUUGAUUGACCCCAGCUCUGAGUUAAGUGACAGUCUUAUAGACUUGUCUAAAUCCCCAGCCACCAGAAGCUCUCGGGCUUACUAUGAUGACACUGUCUCUUCAUAUGAAGGAACAGAUGAUCAAUUACCUGAUCGACCCAAGCAUCCAUUUAGAAAUACUCAUAAGCAAGCAAAUCAUGCAGCUUCCAAUGAGAGACCCAGAAGCGAAAAGUUCGUGGCGAAUAGCAGUUUGGAAAUGCAGCAUCACUUGAAGAAUCAUACAUCAAUUAUUUCUGAUAAUAAUCACCGUGCCUUGAAAUCCAGCAAACUAAAUCAUGAUGAAUUGGUAGAGCACACAAGGGUUGCCCAUCCAGCUAGAAACUGGAGAAGACUGGAGAAGGAUGAAUAUCCAUCUCAGGCUCCUUUCUAUCAAAGAGACUUCUUGGCUGGCUAUGAUAAUGGGAGCCCUUCCAAUCAAAACAACAAUGAAUCCCGUUCCAAUCCGUACUUUCAUUCACGUGAAAAGGCUGCAUACACUGAACAGGAGAAGAUGAAACUGUUGGAAAUGAUUUAUGAAUUGCAGGAUCAAGUUAACGUUCUGAAUGGAAAGGAAAAAGGGAGGGUUGCUCCAGGGGUCACUUGGAAGGACCAUAAUCCCAGUUACAAUGAUCAUCUGGAGCAGGUAAUUUUCGAUGACUUAGACUAUCUGAGUUAUCCUGGAAGAUUCAGAGGGGGGCGCAACUGGCAUCAACAGAGUAAAUACUCCCAAAUACCUUUCUCAGCAGAGGUAGCAAGCAAUCGAAACCAAGUUGAUCACUUGUGUUGCUGUCCCCAAGACUGUCGCUUGGCACAACUACCUCCACCUAACCUUCAUCAUAAUAGAGUGUUUUGCAAGGCCCAAGAUCAUGUCGAAUUUUACCAUUCCUAUGGUUCUUGUCCCUCAACUCCACAACGGCAUGCUGACUCUGAGUUUUCCAUAUAUAGGCGUGAAACACUUUCUGAUGACCACAGGCGUAGGGAUCAGGAGGUAAAGAAGUAUGUAACGAAGAAACAUCACUUGGCUAAGCGGCACCUCCUGCCCCUGGCAGGUGGAGCCCCUUUCAUAACAUGUUUUUUUUGCUUCAAACAGCUUCAGCUACCUGCAGAUUUUCUUCUUUCUAAAAGGAAGUACCACCAGCUAAGAUGUGGUGUCUGUUUGGAAGUACUUAGAUUUUCACUUAUAAGCAGGACUCAUCUAGUUCCAUAUACACCGACUGCUGAUGCACCUCCACCAAGUGAGGUUGAUGAGCAUAGUGGCGGUCUUCAUAGGAGAAUUUCAGCUUCAUCUUCUCAUGCCAGCAAUUGUCCCAACAUGGAUCCUGUGUCAUGUUCUGAAGAUUAUGGACUUCCAUUCUGUAAAAGCGGUUCCACUGAUGGGGAUCCUGUCCAGACAUCAUUACGUUCAGCUGAAAGCAGCCUGAAUGAGCGUCGGAAGAAUCUCAAGGAAAAGCAUGAAUUAUCUGGACCUUCUUCUAGCAUGUCCAAAACAAAGAAAGUAUCUUCAGAAAUUGAGGAGCUGCCAAGGAAAGGAGGAGGAGGUUCCCCACUUCACCGACUCAUGGGUUAUUCCUCACCAAGUCGACUGAUAUAUGGUUAUGAACCAUCUUGUUCAAGUUGGUACUAUCCAACAGAAGACUAAGUGAGCAACUCACGACAUAUUUAUCAUGAAGCACUGGCUUGUAUAGAUACAUAUAGGUUGUACUUUGAUUAUGUUGUUGAUUAUAGUACAGGAAAUAGGACUCGCCUCAUUGCUUUGGAAUCAGUAGUAUAUAUAACAGAAGUAGAAACACAAGUUUUGAAUUCCAAGUAUAGGUUCUCAGAAGAGAAGAUUGCAGUAAUUAUUUGUUUAUUUUUGUAUUAUAAAACUGAUCCUGUAUAACGAAGUUUUUGGAUUUCAUGUA
This is a messenger RNA of Populus trichocarpa (black cottonwood), 4330 nucleotides long. RefSeq lists its product as uncharacterized. The transcript is spliced from 3 exons. Gene Ontology annotation, biological process: regulation of defense response to fungus. The coding region runs from base 337 to 4068 and encodes 1243 amino acids. The record is from RefSeq and is a predicted model, not a curated record. Lineage: Eukaryota; Viridiplantae; Streptophyta; Magnoliopsida; Malpighiales; Salicaceae.